AUGUUUAGUCGUAUUGUUAAUCUUGGCUUGCCAAGAGUGCCUCUCGGUUUCCCUCUUCACCGUAUAUUGACCAAAAAAUGUCUCUUCCCUAGACCGGCACUUGCUCUCAACCUCGCUCGCCCAUUCAGCUCACACCCCGUUCUCUAUGGCAGACCGCCACGCCAGGGAAGUGGCGGAUCAACCAGGGCAUCAUACAUUCUCCAGAGAGUCCCGGACAAAAUUAAGAUCGUGGGUGGGAUCUUUGGGAUUGCUGCAUUUGCGUCGUUUGUAGUGCUCCCGUUCCUCUCCUUGAUGAUCAUCGUACUUCCUCCUGUGCUUGCGAUUUCUGCUAUGGGGCUUCGUCGCAAGCUCCAGAAGAGAGCUGCCGCUAACACUAUCCGCUGGAAGAUGAUUGACAAGUCGGACAUGCAAUAUGACCGGCCAGCUAACUUUGUGGAGGAUAUUGUGGCGGACUUUGAUAACGUGGCGAGAUUCACCACUAAAAGACUUCUCAGGAGCUUGGAGCUUAACGAGAAAAAAAUUGUUGAUAAGUUGAACUUGAGGCUUGAUACUACCACCAAUAUGCCUAAAUUGUCGUUGGGCGAAAUCGCCGCCGUGGAUGCUAUUGUGCGGGUACAGGAGACCUCGGAGCCGUCUCCCAUUGGCGAAUACAUGUACAUGGUGACGGUUCCCCUCAGCAUCAAGGACCACGGAAAGACCGAGUCGAACCACCUUGGGACUGUGGUGUUGUGCUUUGCGAACAGUGCAUUGUCAGGCGCUAAACCCAAAAUGGUCAUCGAAGUCACCCCCCAGACUUUACUCUUGGAGUCUAAGGAGAAAAUCUACAUCACGUCGUCCAUGGACGACGUGGAUGAUGGUGAAACUAUUACAAUUAAUUUGUAA
Molecule: messenger RNA, 882 nt
Organism: Babjeviella inositovora NRRL Y-12698
Lineage: Eukaryota; Fungi; Ascomycota; Pichiomycetes; Serinales
Exons: 1
Coding region: 1-882 (293 amino acids)
Source: RefSeq, a predicted model, not a curated record